This is a messenger RNA of Hibiscus syriacus, 933 nucleotides long. RefSeq names its product NAD(H) kinase 1-like. Gene Ontology annotation, biological process: NADP+ biosynthetic process; NAD+ metabolic process. Gene Ontology annotation, molecular function: NAD+ kinase activity. NCBI's taxonomy places the organism in Eukaryota, Viridiplantae, Streptophyta, Magnoliopsida, Malvales, Malvaceae. The coding region runs from base 225 to 908 and encodes 227 amino acids. The record is from RefSeq and is a predicted model, not a curated record. The transcript is spliced from 5 exons.
UGGUUAUGGUUCUCUAUUACUGUUGUGCUUCUGUUUGCAUUGACCUCUCUAUCUCGGUUUGAAGUCUCACAUAAAUACUUUUCCUUCUUUAAAAUUUGCUAGCUCGAAUGGAAGAUCGGUUAUCUGAUGAGAAAAAUGGUGAUAUUGAUUGUGGGAGGGUAAAGAAAUCUGACAGCCAAUCGAUGCCUCAGAAUGAAUGAAAUGAGCAUUCCGAGAAAAGCUGCAUGAAGAAUGGGAUUUGGUCCCAUGAGGUUCUUUGUGACAGAGAAUCAGAUUCAAAUUCCAAUUCAAAUCUUAAUAAGAUGAUGAAUAAGGCGUUGUUUAAACUUUCAUGGAGGUGCAAUGGUGAUCAGCACAAACAUGACAUUGUCUCUUUUGAAAAAGGGAAUAUUACAACAGCAGAACGCCGUAGUAAACAGAUUUCUUUGAAGCGGGAAUCUGACCCACAGACUGUGCUUAUUUUGACAAAACCAAAUUCGGUUUCUGUUCAAAUUCUUUGUAUGCAAAUGUUCAGGUUAAAACCAGAUUGUAUAUGUUCUUCCUGCCUGACCCCAGGUGAGGUUGAUGACCCCUGGAGAGGUUGUCCACGUGUAGGCCUUGUCCCUGGCAUUUUGUUCACACCAAUUUGUCCGCAUUCAUUAUCCUUCCGACCCCUGAUACUUCCGGAGCACGUAACUGUCCGAAUAAUGGUACCGUUUAAUAGCGGAAGUCCAGCUUGGGCAUCAUUCGAUGGAAAGGACCGGAAACUGUUGGUUGCUGGGGAUGCUCUUUUAUGCAGCAUGGCACCUUGGCCUGUGCCUACAGCACGUCAAGUUGAUUCUACUACCGACUUUCUACGCAGCAUCCACGACGGCCUGCAUUGGAACCUGAGAAAGACGCAGUCAUUCGACGGGCCUCGGGAUAUAUAAGGUAAUUUCCCAAUCUUUUAAGCAU